AUGGAUCUCCUCGAGAACUUUACCAACCCUGAGAGGCACAUCGAUCGCCUCGGUUCGCCUGAGGAAUUUUUUGAUGAUGGCGAUUUGGCACAGUUGAUGAGUCCUACCAUGCAGCCUGAACCUCCUGUUGCCCCGACUGCGGGGUCUGAUGAGUCUGUAACUGCAAAGGCGGAGUCGCCAGAGCUGUUUGACUUUGCCAGUCUUGGGAAUGAUGGUAUGGCUGAUCAGGAUAUGAGUGGGGUGGUUGGCGCUGAAGGAGGGGGUUUUGAGGGGCCUGUUUCUACUGCUCUUGCUCCUGCUGCUCAGUCUCUUCGUGUUGAAAGCGAUGAGCCUGUGGCAGAUUACAGACAAGAGAGUCUGCCAACUGGGAACCAAGUCAAUUGCCGACUUCAGAUUCAUGCUCAGCGCUGCCCUCCUCAGCUUCGGCCCCAAGUCCAGAACCAGUAUCAGCUUCCAGUACAGGUUCAGGAUCACACUCCGGCUCAGUUUGACUGUCAGGUCCAGACUCAAGCACUCGCUUUCCAGCGCCCCCUCCAUCAGCAAUACACCCUCACAAACCAGUAUAUACAGGGGAAUUACCAGCCGGUCAACUUUCACCAGGGAUUCAUCCCCUCUCAACCUGAUCCGCCUCAGCCUCAGCCUCAACCCCAAUUUCACUUCCCAUCUGUGACGCCCUACUUCAGCCCAACUCCCUUCCAGCCACCCCGCCCAGCUAUCGAACAGCCUCCCAAGAAAUACCGCGCUCCUCUUCAACCCACAGCGCAAACCCCCAAGCAAGCAUGGCUGGUCCCCAAGCUGGAGAUCUUUACACGCCAGUACCAGGGCUUCAUCAACACACCCAAAGCAGCCAGAGAAAUAGAAUGGACAUUCCUCUCUAUGUCUCAUCCCCCUGAGAGCGCCACGACGACUCAUGCAGCCGUCGAUACGAGUUUCCCUCAAACAUCACAGGAGUAUAGCAACCGUGUUCGACAAAUGUUCGAGGCCAUAUGCGACUGGUCCAGUCCUCGUGAAUGGCGCGCAAAGAUGGGUCACGCCAUGGCAGCACAGUGGAUCGAGAAUGUCAAGAAAGAUCGUCAGAUUCGUGGUUUAUCAACCAAGAUGAGUGAGCUCACCGAUGAAGAUCUGGCUCCUCCUGCGAGCGCCAUGCCUCCUGUUGAAGAGCAAUGGAAGAAUGUCAUUCAUCGUCGCCUGUCUGAUAUCGAGAUUGAACUUCUCUGCGCCAAGGUCUUGGCAAGUCACCUAGUCAAGUGUCCAUAUAAUAUCACUAACUCUUAUAGAAUGAAGCUAUGCUUGCUCAGCAGGGUCGAAACUUCAUUCCUCUAUGGAGCAACAGCGAAACGCAGUGGGAAGAGUUUGACAGUUUCGGACAGCGCUAGAGCCGCAUUCUGA
Messenger RNA from Fusarium graminearum PH-1, 1389 nucleotides. RefSeq lists its product as uncharacterized. NCBI's taxonomy places the organism in Eukaryota, Fungi, Ascomycota, Sordariomycetes, Hypocreales, Nectriaceae. The transcript has a single exon. The record is from RefSeq and is a predicted model, not a curated record. The coding region runs from base 1 to 1389 and encodes 462 amino acids.